This is a messenger RNA of Cryptococcus deneoformans JEC21, 1845 nucleotides long. RefSeq names its product expressed protein. The coding region runs from base 63 to 1343 and encodes 426 amino acids. The record is from RefSeq and is a predicted model, not a curated record. The transcript has 3 exons. Lineage: Eukaryota; Fungi; Basidiomycota; Tremellomycetes; Tremellales; Cryptococcaceae.
CGUCAAUCUACUUUACAUCAAAUCUUCAUCAAUAAGUUCAGCAGCAACAGCAGCAGCACAUCAUGAGCUGCGCACACUGUCAUCUUCAUCGCCCCGCUCCUCUGAUUGACAUACAGACUUUAGAGCCCCUCCCCGCUGAAGUUCGCAACCGGAUUUUCGUCCUUUAUCUCGAAGAUCCGGUCGACCGCCUGUGCGCUCCUCACCUCAUUGACUUUCUUUUGAUAUCACGUCGAAUGUACCAAGCGCAUGCUUGGAGACUUUACGAGAUCAUCAUGAUCAAUGACAAGAACUGCAAGACUUUUUUUAACGGGUUGUACGACUUGCGAGCAAGAACCAAGAAAAAGGAGGUAGUAGACGUGCUUCAUAACUGGUCGCCAAUACCAUACCAAACAAGUGAUUAUAAUUCAGAACGCAACAUCCCAGUGACUCUUCCCCAUAUUAUCCGCAAGUUUCGCCUGUUGCGACACUGUCGCUGUUUGGGCUUUGAAACCCAUACAGCGUACUUGCAAUUCGUCGAUAUCCUCGGCAAGCUAUACAAAUAUGUAGACAAACACAUCAAGGGUAUACAUGAUCUACACGAUUGGGCAGAAUGCGACUUCUUUCCAGGGAUGACCGAAGUUUCUUUUGGUCGUCAAUUCAUGGAGCAAUAUUUCGAGACUAAAUCUACCGACCUGACAGAAAAAGCAGACUCUCUUAAUUUCCGCCCUCGCACGCGACUUUGGGAGUCGAUGCAUGUGAAACACGUCUGCCUGUUUAUGCCGGAAUGGAGAGCCGAUAUUCCUAUGUGGCCUAAUUAUGGAUUCAUAAGUGAUCCAUAUCUUGCUUAUCGUUUUCGUACGGCGGCGCUGUUGGAAUACAUCGGGUUUUUGGGCCCUGAAGGGGGCCCUGAAGGAAGCAGUUGUAACUUACACAACGCUCACAUGGAGGUCCUGAAAUCAGGUUGGGAGGCCGAUGAAGUGACCUUUGACCUGGCGCCUGAGGAGUUGGAAGAUCUUGAGGAUCGGGGGGAAUCUCACCUGGAUGAGAUACUAGAGUAUUCUAUCUUUUUGUUCAGUCAAUACCUGGUAAAUGAAAGAAAGGCGUCGAGCGAACAGCAGCCAUAUCGUAUCCGUUUUACCAAUUACGGUACAUGUUAUCUUUCUUCUGAUAAGCGCCUGCGUAAAUUGAAACGCGAUGAAGAAGGCAUGGACUUGAUGGACUAUGCGAAUGAAGAGCUUCAGUCCGUUUUGGACUCUUGUGAUUUUUAUGAGGGACAAUCCGUCAAAGUGAAAGGUAAUACCGGAGGUUGUAGGGUGUGCAUACAGAUCACGAAGAACAAACGCACUAUUGCACUUAACGUGUAGCCUAAUCCGAAGGUACACAUUGGGCGAGAGAGCAGAGAAAUAUCAUCGGCCAUGGCGGAACAUAUUUAGGGUACCAAGAUGGUCGUUUGGUCAAACCAGAAUUUUUUUAGUCGCGACCUACCGUUGAAGAUGAGUCGACUCAUCUCCAUAUCGCACGCCAGUCUGAAAAAAAGAAGAAAACUCAAAAGCGUCUAUCUCAUCUUAUCAGUACUAUCAAAGACAGAGCUGACUCGGGAAUGGUAGAUCUCUUUUUACUUGAGACGAUACUGCGGCAUCAAGAUGGUCGGGAUUGCCUCAGGAAGAGUUGGUGGUGCAGAUCAAAUGUGUAGUGCUGAGAGGGUUACAUCAGUCGUCAGGAAAGUUGCCCGCCUCGUACAAAAUGUGAUCCGAAUGGAUGCUUCCUAUAAUUUCGAUGCCCGAUUUUUCCUUUCUGUUUUACUUUUCAGGUAUGUACACAUACUUUUAUUAGUAGCUGCAGACAUGCAAAAAAAUACUUCCAUAC